Messenger RNA from Lachnellula hyalina, 498 nucleotides. RefSeq lists its product as uncharacterized. The transcript is spliced from 2 exons. The record is from RefSeq and is a predicted model, not a curated record. Lineage: Eukaryota; Fungi; Ascomycota; Leotiomycetes; Helotiales; Lachnaceae. Bases 1 to 498 code for a protein of 165 amino acids. Gene Ontology annotation, biological process: fungal-type cell wall organization.
AUGAAACUCAACUUCCCCAUUGCGAAAUUCCUCGUCCUCUGCCUCCCUUGCGCACUCGCACAAGAUCCAGCUGCCGUUGCAGCGGCAGUCACGACGGCAGCUGCAGCCGCAGCGGUGGUAGCAACGACAGCAGUUCCCGCGGUGGAAGCCACGACAGCAGUUCCAGCGGUGGCAGCUACGACGGCAGUCGCAGCGGCAGCAGCAGCUCCAGCGGCAGUGAAUGUCGGAGUAGCAGCAGGUGGUGGAGUAGUUGCAUCAUCCGCAGCUACCCAGUAUCCGACGGAGACAACAGCCGGGUCUCUAUUCACGUCCAAUGGCGUAACGAGCGCAACUUGGGUACUAUUCAUUCAAACGUUUGCGACUACUGCGUUGGGAAGUUGGGAUCUAGGAGCUUCGCCGCAAGCGGGGAGUAUUGGGCUGGGUAGUAUUGCGGGUACGGUUGGGGCUGUGAACACGAAUGCGAAGCGGGCGUUGGAGACGCCUGCCCCUCGGAUUUAG